AAAUAAUUGCACGUUGGUAGUCGUAUUCAGCAACGCAACAUGGAGGGCCACACUCUAUGGCGACGCUCAUCUUCAAUGCACAAAAAAGUCAUGGACAGAUAGAUAGAUUAAGAAAUUAAGGCUCCAUACCUCUGAAAGCUUCUCCAACACAAAAUAUCUCAAGUUUUACAUAAAGAAAUGAACAACGGAGCAGCUAUAGACGACGGAUUCGUAUACAAACAAGAGGUCCAUCUUACUGUCCUCAAAACUUCUGUCUUCUUCGCCGGUGAUGGAUUCGCCGCCUACACCUCCGACGGCCAGCUCCUCCUCCGAGCCGACUCCUACGGCCCCGACAAACGCCACCAGGGCGAACUCGUUCUCAUGGACGCCGCCGGCAAAUGCCUCCUCACCCUCCGCCGAAAGUGGCCGAGUCUUCACCAGAGGUGGGAAGGGUUUUCGGGCGAGAGAACGGAGGGCCAGAAGCCGAUCUUCAGCGUGCGGUGGUCGUCGAUAAUCGGACGGUCGAGCGUGACGGUGGAGGUGUACGACGAUCCGGGGGAGGAGUACAAGAUCGAAGGGUGCUUCGCGCAGCGGAACUGCACGAUCUUCAACGCCGCGGCCGGCGAGGAACCGGUGGCGGAGAUUCGACGGAAAGUGGAUCCCUCCGCCAAUGUGGUGCUGGGGAGAGAGGUGUUCUCGCUGUCGUUGAAGCCGGGGUUUGAUGGGGCCUUCGCCAUGGGGCUCGUCCUCGUUCUGGACCAGAUCCACGCCGAUGAUCAUUACUUUUUCGCCAAUAAAGGAGAUGAUAGUCGAGUCGGUGCGGAGCCCAUUUCUGAUGAUUAGUUAUAUAUUUUACUUCAAAUAUGGAAGAAUUUUUUUCUUUUCUAGGCUGUAAAACUAUAUUAUCCAUUUAUCAAUUAGCAUGUCAAGACUCAAGAUAAAUUUUGUCCUCAGAUAUUGUGUGGGGGUGUAAACGAGUCGAGUCGAGCUUGAAUUUGGGUUGAUUUGAACUCGAACUUAAUAACAAUGGGUGUGCUCGUGCUCAAGCUCGAAAAAUGAUGCUCGAGCUCAGCGUCGAGCAGGUUGAACAGCUCAUUUGACUUGAUUGUUCGAGCUGGAGUUGAAUUCAGCUCGAAUUCAGACUUUAAGUAUAUAUAUAUAUAUAUAUAUUUAGGGUUUACAAGCGGCUCGAUGAGUCAUGAGUCUAAAAUAUUUGAACUCGAGCUCGGCUCAGUUACAUAACGAGUUGAGCUUUGACCGAACGGUUUGAGAGUUGUUCGCAAGUGACUCGGUUCAUUUGCAGUCCUAAUGUUGCGUAAUGUAACUCUUAUAUAUGUGUGAAAUGAGUGAUGAUUUUAUAAA
Messenger RNA from Ipomoea triloba (trilobed morning glory), 1341 nucleotides. Its product is annotated as protein LURP-one-related 5-like. Lineage: Eukaryota; Viridiplantae; Streptophyta; Magnoliopsida; Solanales; Convolvulaceae. The record is from RefSeq and is a predicted model, not a curated record. The transcript is spliced from 2 exons. The coding region runs from base 178 to 822 and encodes 214 amino acids.